GUCGGGUGCCAUUAGGCCACUCUCGCCGCCUGAAAGCUCCCACUCAUCUUAGAAUCGCAAUCUCUCUUCUCGAUACGGGGUUUUGCAGAGAAGAAUAGCGGUCAGCGGUGAUCCUCCUUCCAUUGAUCGACCAGAUAGGCUGCGAAGAUGGUGUUGGCACAGCUCGGGGGGAGCAUCUCGCGUGCUCUCCAGCAGAUGAGCAAUGCGACCAUCAUCGACGAAAAGGUCCUCAACGAAUGCCUCAACGAGAUCACCCGCGCCCUCCUCCAAGCCGAUGUGCAGUUCAAGCUCGUCCGCGAUAUGCAGACCAAUAUCAAGAAGAUCGUCAAUCUCGAUGAUCUCGCCGCUGGCCACAACAAGCGCAAGAUCAUUCAACAGGCCAUAUUUAAUGAACUCUGUAAAAUGUUGGAUCCUGGGAAGCCUUCUUUCACUCCAAAGAAAGCAAAAACAAGUGUAAUCAUGUUCGUUGGUUUACAAGGGUCUGGCAAAACCACAACGUGUACAAAAUAUGCAUACUAUCAUCAGAAGAAGGGUUGGAAACCUGCACUGGUGUGUGCAGAUACAUUCAGAGCUGGUGCUUUUGACCAGCUAAAGCAAAAUGCCACUAAAGCUAAGAUUCCUUUCUAUGGAAGGUACUCAGAGUCAGAUCCUGUGAAAAUUGCUGUUGAAGGUGUGGAAAGGUUUAAGAAGGAAAGCUGUGAUCUUAUAAUUGUUGACACCAGUGGUCGCCACAAACAAGAAGCUGCACUCUUUGAAGAAAUGCGUCACGUUUCAGAAGCAACGAAACCAGAUCUUGUUAUAUUUGUUAUGGACAGCAGUAUUGGUCAGGCUGCAUUUGACCAAGCUCAAGCCUUCAAGCAAAGUGUUUCGGUUGGAGCUGUUAUUGUUACCAAAAUGGAUGGUCAUGCAAAGGGAGGUGGUGCCCUUAGUGCUGUUGCAGCAACAAAGAGUCCUGUCAUAUUUAUUGGAACUGGAGAGCAUAUGGACGAGUUUGAAGUUUUUGAUGUUAAACCAUUUGUUAGCCGUCUCCUGGGCAUGGGUGACUGGUCUGGUUUCAUGGACAAAAUUCAUGAAGUUGUUCCCAUGGAUCAACAGCCUGAGCUUCUUCAAAAGCUUACCGAAGGGAACUUUACCCUAAGAAUCAUGUAUGAGCAAUUUCAGAACAUACUUAGAAUGGGUCCAAUUGGCCAGGUAUUUUCAAUGCUUCCAGGAUUCAGUGCAGAGUUGAUGCCUAAAGGUCGUGAGAAGGAAAGUCAGGAAAAGAUCAAGCGAUACAUGACCAUGAUGGAUUCAAUGACAAAUGAAGAGUUGGAUAGUUCCAAACCAAAGCUCAUGAAUGAAUCACGUAUGAUGCAAAUAGCAUGGGGAUCGGGCCAUCAUAUUAGAGAUGUAAUGGAGAUGAUGGAAGAGUACAAGCGCCUUGCAAAGAUUUGGAGCAAGAUGAAGGGGUUGAAGAUUCCGAAGAAGGGCGAAAUGAGUGCUCUAUCAUGCAAUAUGAAUGCUCAGCAUAUGAGUAAAGUUCUGCCUCCACAGAUGCUGAAGCAGAUCGGUGGCAUGGGUGGUUUACAAAACUUAAUGAAACAGAUGGGCUCUGCCAAAGACAUGAUGGGAAUGUUUGGAGGUGGCGACAAGUAGUUUCUGGAUGGCUGCUGCUGCGAAGUUCAAAUUCUUGACCAAAUCAUGUAACCCUGUCAUGGCAGGAUGAUAAUUCAUCCAAGCUUCUGGAGUUGGGCUAAUUUAACCAGCUGCUCUGCUGGGGUUGGUUCUUAAGAGGGGCAUGCAUUCCCGAUCUUGUAACAUUAUAGGCUGGUUGUAGUUUUUUUAUAUGAAAAAAAUUGUACGUAUUCAAUUGAGAGAAUUAUGCGUGGAACAAAUUGUGGAUUUUGAUGUUAGAGUUUUAGAUAUGGAGUGAAAGAUCAUUUAUUUUUCA
Molecule: messenger RNA, 1930 nt
Organism: Malania oleifera
Lineage: Eukaryota; Viridiplantae; Streptophyta; Magnoliopsida; Santalales; Ximeniaceae
Product: signal recognition particle subunit SRP54 2
Exons: 9
Coding region: 148-1635 (495 amino acids)
Biological process (GO): SRP-dependent cotranslational protein targeting to membrane, translocation; SRP-dependent cotranslational protein targeting to membrane
Cellular component (GO): cytosol; signal recognition particle, endoplasmic reticulum targeting
Molecular function (GO): GTP binding; 7S RNA binding; GTPase activity
Source: RefSeq, a predicted model, not a curated record